AAAAAAGUGUCAUAAACCAAAACUCGCCUGCUACGCACGUGUUUCUUUCUUCCCAAAAGCUCUGUUCUGAACUGACCAGCUUCAUUUUCACAUCAACAAACCAUGGCAUUCUUCCUGAACAAAUCAACCCUAGCUUCUCAUUUCCGAUCCACCUCUCAGAAGAUCGAAGAUCCCGUUUCCCUCUCCCGCCGUCAGUUCCAUGUUGAACCUGGGACUCGUGAAAAAGCCCUCUUGGCAGAAGAUGCAGCUCUCAAGCCAUUCAAAUCAUAUAAGCAGAGUGUAAAAAAGCUCAGGAAAAUCGGGGAUGUUUUAACCAUUGUUGUUGUCGCAGGAUGCUGUUAUGAAAUAUAUGUCAAGGCUUCUACAAGAGAAGAGGCUCGCAAACAGUAGUGUUCUGAAAGUGCAGAAUGAGAUGAACAUUUGAAUGCUAGUUUUCUUUACAUUGUAUUUUUAUGGCAACAAUUUGGAUGUUAUGAUAGCCAUGUUAGAAUAAACUGAAAGCAUUUGAACCCAAAUUGCUUGUGCAUGAGUAGUUUUUUCACCAUUCAAGAUUUGUGCAUUCUGAUAAUACUGAUCGCAAGAUCAUAGUUGAGAGAGUUGUUGUGGAGUGUGUUGUUUAUUGUGAUUCUGUAGUCAAGCUUUCCUUGUUCUAUGAAUCUGGUGAUCAUCAUUUAGUAACUUACUGCUGAGCAAAUAUCUUUUGCCAGUUUCUAUUA
This is a messenger RNA of Vicia villosa (hairy vetch), 716 nucleotides long. Its product is annotated as succinate dehydrogenase subunit 7B, mitochondrial-like. NCBI's taxonomy places the organism in Eukaryota, Viridiplantae, Streptophyta, Magnoliopsida, Fabales, Fabaceae. The coding region runs from base 103 to 390 and encodes 95 amino acids. The transcript has 4 exons. The record is from RefSeq and is a predicted model, not a curated record.